GACCGCAUAAUGAGUAAAUGCUUUCUCAGGCAGUUCUCCGAGUUUGAUAAGGAUAAGAUUUUGUCAGCAUACAAGCAGACCAGCAAGUUUGAAUACACAAGGGAUGUGGAUUUCAGUACGGUAAUAGAUCUUGCAGAGAAGACAGUGGUCACCGAGAGGCUAGCCCUGCUUAAGGAAGGGGAGGUCAUAGACCUGACCGGUAAAACAGGAGAUAAGGUCAAGAAAGGGAUAGAAAGCUUGCACGCGCGGGUGCAUGGGGUCGACAAUAAGAUAUAAAGAGUGGAAAACGCGCUAUUAGUGAUGCAGGUGCAGGUGUCCCGACCCGCCCUCCCGCCCCAAGAGGCCGUAAUACCGGCAACCGUAGCCAAUCGGGGUAUCCCCAGUAGGGACCCGACCAAUGAACAAUGCAGAUAUUGUACAAUGGUCGGGCAUUUCGUGAGGACCUAUCCGAGACUUAACCACGACAUCAUUAGACAGAGGUGGAGUAGGUCCCUCAAAGGUGAGAUUCUCGGACCUCAGGGAGAGCACGUAAACUGGAAUUCGCCAGGAGGAAUAAAGCGUGUCAUCCUCCUCCUGAAUAAUUUGGAUAUAGCUGUCGUAGAAGCAGAGCCGGUAGCUGAGCUUGUCUGGGACCAACCAAGGGGGCGCGGGCCCCAGGUCAACUUCAUCCUGGAAGGUAAUGGGCAGGAUAGGGUAAAUAUUACUACCCGACAGGCCGGCGAGGAAAAGAAGCUCAUCGGAGACACAGUAAUGGAAAAAGCCGCGGGGGCUAGAGCAGAUCUGGAAGAAGCCGAGGCCGGGGAACAGGAGAAGGUUUAUGGAAAAAUGAGGGAAGAGGAACCGGUAGAUAAAGCCACGGCGACAAAGAAGAAGUUCAGGUACCAGAUCCCGAUUCUGACGCUGCCCGAAUUAGAUGACACUCUGAGCAAACUCCUGGGCACCAUGGUAUCGAUAUCCUUCCAGACCGUGCUGCAGGCAAGCCCGAGACUGCUCAAGGGCCUCAGACAGCUAUUGACGCGUAAACGUGUAGAAGUAGAGGAGGCUCCGGAACCACAGGAACAAGGACCCGAGGAGGCCGAGGCGCCGCAAGGAGUCUCUAACCUUCAAAGUAUUCCAGGGGGCCUAGAAGAUUUGGAAAAAGCCUUUGCUGAUAUUCGACUGAAUAUGUCGGACCGAGAAGGUGGCGAAGUCAUGAGAGUGCCGCCUGACACUAAACUUAGCUUCCACGCACUGCCUGUAGGAAAACUUAAAGUCCAGCUGGACGUAAUUCAGGCAAUGCAUGAUGGGCUAGCUGGAGGUCACCGGUCGUCAAAGGGGACACUUGCAAAGAUCGUGCCCCUGUAUUUCUGGCCAGGAAUGACAGGCAUGGUCGCAACGUAUUGUCAGACGUGUCUGAUAUGUCAAGAGAGGAGCUCCGCACGAGUUUACGAACCCCUUAGACCCACUCGGGUACUGGGACCCGGGCACCUUGUUCACCUCGAUCUUGCGGUUAUGCCCGUAUCAACGGAUGGGUUUCGAUACAUCUUGGAUGCAAGGGACAACCUCAGUGGCUACGUAGAGGCCGUAGCUCUCAAGAGGAAGACAGGGAAAGCAGUGGCCGAUCGGGUGGAAGACUUCUACCUAAGACACCCCUUCGUGCGCAGGUUUAUAGCAGAUAAUGGGACAGAAUUCGUUAACCAGGAGGUGUUGAACAGGCUUAAGAUAUUGUGCGUACCAAUCAAGAUUACUGAGCCCUACCAUCCUGAGGCAAAUGCACUAGUAGAAAGGGGCCACCGGACCUUGAAGAACACAAUCGCAAAGUUGGCAGUAGACGACUUGGGAAAUUCGCCGCGGUAUCUUAGGCAGGCAGUCUUUUCCGAGAACGUGACACCAAAGAGAACCACGGGUUGCAUCCCAGUGGAACUCUGGUAUGGAAGAGAGAUUGACUUUCCGGUGGAGGCCCUGGUCCCUCCCUGGAACAGACUAGACGACGAUCCGCACUUGACUACAGAAGAGUUAAUCACUGCACGUUGCCAGCAGGUCGCCAAAAAUGAUGAGGCGUUGGACGAAGUAGUUAACUGUGUGAUGGAUAGUCGAAUGAGGGACAAAGCAAGGCCUACUGGGGAACAACCAUCAAGGCAGGCUGGGGAAUCGAGCUCCAGGAAAAGGAAAUUGUAUGUGGGGUUUGAUCACAAUCUGGUUGUGAAUAGAGGGGGCAGAAAACAAGGGAUCGGAGAACCGUUGCCACUGAGAGAAGGGGAACCGAUAGUCCUCCCCUCUGAAAGCGACACCAGCAGUGAGGAGGAGAGGAACCCGGGGAAAAGGCAAAGGUCGGAGGAGAAGGAGCCCAUUGAGGUCAUAGACCUCAGCAGUGAGGAGGAAGAGGAUGAGGUGACGACACCCACAAGGGAAGAACGAGGAAGAGAGGAGGAUUCAAGGAAAGAAAAGGACAAAUGGAUAGCAGAAUUUGGACCUACCUUCAGCGACUGGUUCGAUCAAUGGGCUGCCAUUCUGCGAUAUGAAUGGGCAAUGAAGGGGAAGGAAAAGUUGAGCAGGGGAGAAGACAUAUCCCCAACAACCUUCUUCUCGGAAGGAACGCUCCUCCAACUGCAGGCAAUAAAGAGACAAAUGCAGCAAGAAAUGGAGGACCGUGCAAGGGGGGAGGCUAGGCGCAGGGCAACCGGACAAUAAAAGGGUGGUAGGCAUAAUGGCUUAACUAGAAAUUGGGGGAGGGAUGGUACCUGGGCAGUCGGAACUGCCAUUCUGAACUUCGCACUUGAGCUCCUUUUUGAAUGGAUUGAGAUGGGAUAACUUUCUAAGCUCGAGAUGACUAAGGACUGGGCAAUCAGUGCUACUUUGUACGAGUGGCUGCUACUUUAGGGAAGGGCACGAGAGUUUUUUGUGCACUUAGGAUAGAACUGUGGAUGGCUGGGUUGGCUAAGGGAAAGGCAAGGGGAAAACAGAGGGAUCUAGUUGAGACGAGUCUGUAAUGUUGUCUUUGCAUUCGAACUUUGUCUCUUCAUUUUUUUUGGAAGGACUGCGAUGUAACUACUUUGAUUGGGGAAGGCUAGUAAAGAAUAGUAACCAGC
Messenger RNA from Chara braunii, 3068 nucleotides. The record is from the annotation of a GenBank genome assembly. Lineage: Eukaryota; Viridiplantae; Streptophyta; Charophyceae; Charales; Characeae.